Molecule: messenger RNA, 2687 nt
Organism: Chroicocephalus ridibundus (black-headed gull)
Lineage: Eukaryota; Metazoa; Chordata; Aves; Charadriiformes; Laridae
Gene: PLK2
Product: polo like kinase 2
Exons: 14
Coding region: 81-2093 (670 amino acids)
Biological process (GO): protein phosphorylation; G1/S transition of mitotic cell cycle; mitotic spindle organization
Cellular component (GO): centriole; spindle pole; nucleus
Molecular function (GO): protein binding; protein serine/threonine kinase activity; ATP binding
Source: RefSeq, a predicted model, not a curated record
GGAGCGCGUCGUGAGCUGAGAAGGGGGUCGAGGGGUCGAGGCAAGGCCGGCGGGCAGGACGGAGCCGGCGAGGAACGGGGAUGGAGCUGCUGCGGACCAUCGCCUACCCGCCGGGCGGCGGCGGCGGCGGCGGUGCCGCCGCCAAGGGCUGCGAGGCGGCGGUGGGCAGAGCGGCCGGCGGCGAGUCGCGGAGAAAGAAGGCGGAGGAGCAGCCGCACCAGCACGCCCACCCCGCCGCCGAGGUCUCCCGGAUUAUAACCGACCCCACGACGGGGAAGCGAUACUGCCGCGGCAAGGUGCUGGGAAAGGGUGGAUUCGCCAAAUGUUAUGAGAUGACGGAUUUGACAACAAAUAAAGUUUAUGCUGCAAAAAUCAUUCCUCACAGCAGAGUAGCAAAACCUCAUCAAAGGGAAAAGAUUGAUAAAGAGAUUGAGCUGCACAGCAUGCUUAAUCAUAGACACGUUGUGCAGUUUUACCACUACUUUGAAGACAGAGAGAAUAUUUACAUUCUUCUGGAGUACUGCAGUAGAAGGUCAAUGGCUCACAUCUUAAAAGCGAGGAAGGUAUUGACAGAACCAGAAGUACGAUACUACCUCAGGCAAAUUGUGGCAGGGCUAAAGUAUCUUCACGAACAGGAAAUCUUGCACAGGGAUCUUAAACUAGGUAACUUCUUCAUUAAUGAGAACAUGGAACUAAAACUGGGUGACUUUGGCUUGGCAGCUAGGCUGGAACCACUGGAGCACAGGAGGAGAACAAUAUGUGGCACACCAAAUUACCUCUCUCCAGAAGUCCUCAACAAACAAGGGCAUGGCUGUGAAUCUGACAUCUGGGCCUUAGGCUGUGUAAUGUAUACAAUGCUGUUGGGAAGACCCCCAUUUGAGACCACAAAUCUUAAAGAAACGUACAGAUGCAUAAGGGAAGCAAGAUACAGCCUGCCUUCAUCUCUCUUGGCACCUGCGAAACACUUAAUAGCUAGCAUGUUGUCAAAAAAUCCUGAAGAUCGGCCCAGUUUAGAUGAAAUAAUUAGACAUGAAUUUUUCUUACAGGGCUUUACACCUGAUAGACUUUCUGCUAUCUGUUGUCACACCGUUCCUGAUUUCCAUUUGUCAAGUCCUGCUAAGAAUUUCUUCAAGAAAGCAGCUGCUGCUCUCUUUGGUAAAAAGGAUAAAGCCAGAUGCUUUGACGCACAUAUUACAGACAGACUAGCUAAAGAAGACGAAGAAAUCUACAAGCUCAGGCAUGAUUUGAAGAAGACAUCGAUAACCCAGCAGCCUCACAAACACAGAACAGAUGAGGAAAUUCAGCCUCUAAUCACAACAGUAGUGAAGCCGGGAGCGGUACCAGAAACUAAGCAGAUUGGAGACUCUAUUCGUAUGAUAGUCAGGGGAACUUUGGGAAGCUGCAGCAGUAGUAGUGAAUGCCUUGAAGACAGUACCAUGGGGAGUGUUGCUGAUACAGUUGCAAGGGUAUUGCGAGGAUGCCUGGAGAACAUGCCAGAAGCAGACAGCAUUCCCAAAGAACAGCUGACAGCAUCCUUCCAGUGGGUUACAAAAUGGGUGGACUACUCCAACAAGUAUGGCUUUGGAUACCAGCUGUCAGAUCACACUGUUGGUGUCCUUUUCAACAAUGGGGCGCAUAUGAGCCUUCUGCCAGACAAAAAGACAGUCCACUACUAUGCUGAGCUAGGCCAGUGCUCUGUCUUCUCAGCCACAGAGGCUCCUGAACAGUUCAUUAGCCAAGUAACUGUACUGAAGUAUUUCUCUCACUACAUGGAAGAGAACCUCAUGGAUGGAGGAGACUUGCCCAGCCUAACAGAUGUACGUAGGCCUAGGCUUUACCUCUUGCAGUGGCUUAAAUCUGAUAAAGCAUUAAUGAUGCUCUUCAAUGAUGGCACGUUUCAAGUGAACUUCUAUCAUGAUCACACAAAAAUCAUCAUUUGCAAUCAGAAUGAGGAGUAUCUCCUUACCUACAUCAAUGAAGAGAGGAUAUCCACAGCGUUUCGUCUGACAACUCUUCUGGUUUCUGGAUGCUCAUUGGAACUAAAACACAGAAUGGAAUAUGCUCUGAACAUGCUGCUGCAGCGAUGUAACUGAAGGAACUGACUCCGUUAAACCAAACGGAUGUUCUUGUUCACUGUGAAAUCUACAGUGGAGAUGGUGGAGCACCUAGUAUGUUGGUGAUGGAUGUGUGGUGGUACGAAAAAUUUACUGUCCUAGUGUGCUGGGCACGCAUCUAUUGGACAGAAGCCUAAACCUACUGUUGGACUAAAAUAGUGUGACAGGGAGUUUUUUGGACCAUAGCUUUCCUUGCUUGAUGUGUGUGUUAAAGAUAUUUUUGACUUGAACUGAGCAGAGUGUGACUGCUUGCUCUGUAAGACAGCAUUUCUGAUGGAGUUAAACUGUGAAUAUGCAUCUGAAAGGGGAGGGAAGGGAGAGCUCCAUUGUUGGGGAUAGCUGUAGUAGGCAGCUUCUGGCUGCUUAACUGUGAACUAUGGCCAUACUCUUUUUUUUUUUUUCUUUAUUUUUCAAAAAUACCCACACUUGUGGCUGGCAAAGUGCAUUCCUUGUUAAUAUGUUUUUGUAUUUAUUGCAGCCUAAAGUGAAGUAUUUAUUACACAACUUUUUUUUUUUUGGACCUUGGCAUUUUAAAUAUAAAUCUGUUGGCAAUAAAGAGAAUGGGAAUCUGCA